Messenger RNA from Podarcis lilfordi (Lilford's wall lizard), 17354 nucleotides. NCBI's taxonomy places the organism in Eukaryota, Metazoa, Chordata, Lepidosauria, Squamata, Lacertidae. The record is from the annotation of a GenBank genome assembly.
GCCAACCACCACAAACUCACCCGCUCACGACCCUCUUCUUGGCCCCUCCGCUCUCCGUAGCGCUUCGUGUCCCCGCCCACCUUCCCUGCCAGCCUUUCGGAAGCCAAUCGCGUUAGUCGCGCGGCGGCCCCUCCCCCUGACCAAUAGGCGCUAGCCUGCCCAAUAUCGUCCCCGCCUCCCCUCGCCAAUCCACGCCGCCUCUUCCCAGACACGUCCCAGAUUCCUGGUCUGCCCCCCUGUCCCCCCCGCCUUCGCCGCCGCCGCUACACACCACUGGCGGGGCAGCUCCAAUUCUGACUCGCGCGGGCGCGCUACGUAGAGGCUCCUCCCACGGGCUCAGGGCGAGGUAUUGCGCAAGCGCGGCCACCGCGGGCGGGAAGUUUGCCUUCGUUCGCUUGCCGUAGCGGCGCCCCUGACUGAAGGUUUGGCGCUGGGAGGAGGUUCUGCGGUGGCUGCCGUUGCCCGCCGUUCACGUGCAGGUAACUGGAGGGCGGAAGUCACCAAGUUGACACAAUAGGGUGGGGGUGUUGGGUCUCCCCGACUCCUUCACUGCGCGCCUUUGCCCUUCCCGGCCCCCCGUAAGAGGCUCUCUCUCGUGCCUUCUUUCUGUCUUAGACGCCCGAAAUUGUAAAGCCGCGUUGAUCAGGGCGAACCUUCGUUGGUGUUUCCGAGAGGAAAAUCGUCUCACGGGGCCCCGGGAAAUGUGGCCUCUUUGAGGGUGGGGUCUAUUAAUAUUCGGCUCCGCCGCGAGUUUGUGCGGUAGGGGGCUUAAGAGGUAACCCUGCUCUGCAAGUCAAUGCAAAUACGUUUUUUUUAAAAUUAUGUAUUUAUUUACAACCCGCCUUUCCCCCCCUGACAAGGACUCAAAGCGGCUUGCAGAUAAAAUAGGAACAGUUAAAAACAUUGGGGGAGGGAAAUCAUUUAAAAAACAAUUAAGCAUUAUUAUAAUUAAAGUUCCUCCCCUCUAGCGAAGUUUACAACAAUGAUUAACAAACAUAUGCAACUCAACCGUAUAAAUCAAUGUUAAAAACACAGAUCUAUAAGGAAUAUAACUCUCUCUCUCUAAUUUAAAAGUAGGUUUGUGGUAAGGAGAAUGUCCAGAGUUAUAUAUGGUUGCAACCAUUAUGAAAUUAUCUCAGCUAUGUGUUUAUGCAUAAUGCAGUGGUUUGACUUCAUCCCUGGAGGCACACUCCAUUGUCUCUCCAGACAGACAGAUGCCAACAACUAUGCAUUUAGCUGAAGCCUCCCAAGAGGGAAUUAUGUAAUCUUAAUUAUUCUCAUAGCUAGUCUGUAGUAUUCCUACUACUUCAGUUUAUGGUGGUAUAUUAUUACUUGGUUUGUUUAACUCCGGCGUUUCCGUGUGCUGCUCUGGUUCGCCAGAAGCGGCUUAGUCAUGCUGGCCACAUGACCCGGAAGCUGUACGCCGGCUCCCUCGGCCAAUAAAGUGAGAUGAGCGCCGCAACGCCAGAGUUGGUCACGACUGGGCCUUGUUUAACUCCAAUUAGCAGUGGUUAGACAGAAUACCGGAUAUGUUAUCUGAGCAUGCUUGGCAAUGAGUGUGAGAUGAGUUGAUGUAUGAGUGGUUUUUGUCACUCCCAGACUGAUGCAGCAAAGAGGUCUGCAUCUGGCCCGUUGCCCUCACAUUUCAUGGGUUUCUUCUGGCUACCUCUGCUGGAGAUGUUGUGGGCAUAGGAGCCAACUCCUAGGGACUGAUGUCCCUUUGACACUCCCACCAACAAAAUAUUUGAGGGGGCUAGCCCCCCAAGUUGAUAGCCAUUGCCAUUCAAAUGGUGUGUGUUCGCAAUGUCAGUUAUGUGGGGUGGGGCUUACCUGGCUCCCACCCCCAUAAUUUAUUCAAGUUGGCACGCUUGGUUGUGGGUGAUAGCUUAUGCAUAUUGUUUUUUUUGGGGGGGGGCAGGGACAUUGGAACACUUUUCAACAGGGUGACUUCCCUGUCAGCAGUGGGAUGGAAGAUGGUGAACCACAGUGGAUUGAGAGUUUCAAUUGUUCUGUUAGUCUCUUACCUUAUCAUGCAAGAGAUUCACCCACAUUAGCCAAACCUACAGCCAAAGAUUAGAAAAGCAGUGCAAGUGGCAGAAGUGAACCAAGUCGUGAGCUAUGGGGAAAAGAGAUCACAGCUUUUCAGUUAAUGGCUUCAACACUGCCUUUGUUUAAAAUAAAGCUAUGGUUAUCCCAUAAGUAAUAUAACUGAUGGCUUCAGCUUUAAAGAGUACCAUGUUUCCCGUUAGACUGGUGACUUCUGAAAUAAUGACUACUGGAAAUGCAAGUGUAAAGAUACUGCGCUCCAUCAUAAAUUUUCAGCCAGCAGCUUUUAUUAGUCAGUUCUGGGAAAUGACCCAAGUGAUUAUUCAAGGAGCUUUUAAAUUCCCAUCAGUAGGAAAUCCUCAGCUAAAUUUUUCUUAUUGAAGAAUAUAUUUAUUUAACACAAUUGUAUACCUACUUUCCUUAUGUCAAAGCAUUUUGCGUAAGAACAAAAACAUCUAAAGCAACAUAAUAUAGAAGUAUAACAACAAUUCAGAUUUGGUAAGCUUCAUGGAAAAUUUCCACGCCUACCAAUAAAAUCUUCAACCCCCCAGGUCAUCAUAUUAAUCUUAGCUGCCAACCCAUAGAUAAGCAUUGUGUUUGAAUUUACUUUGAUUGCAAGGCACCUUGGGAAAAGGUGCACUACAUAUUUUAAAUAAAAUAAUAAAACACGUUCAGUAUGCCAACACAUAGUUUUGAUCUAUCUUUGGGAUUUCUUCCAAUCUUGUGGGUGGUUGCAGAGAAACUCCUCCUUGUUGCCGAUUGUUUCACUUGCUGUAAUGGGAAUAUGAGUAAGGCUUAAUCUAAUGAUUACAGCCAACAUAGGGAUUCAUGGGGAUAGUUACUCCACAAAGCAAGCUGUGAUUGUGUCAGCGUAUUGAAUUGAAUCUGGAAGCUCACUGGUUACCUCUGCAGUUUGUUUAAUAUUUUGUAACCCACAGAUCCUCAUCAGCAGUUUUCCCAUAGGGCUGCUUUGAGACAGAAGUGAAGCAUGACAGGCCAGGAUCUCAGCCAUUUACAAUUUAAAGUGGUGGGUCAUCAGCCUCUUUUGCCACUAAUUGAAUGAAUGGGUCAAAUUACAGGUGACUCUUGAUUUACACCGGGGUUACAUUCCAAGCCAAAUUGCAUAUACUCAAAACAUUUUGGGUUCAGUUGUGGAUGGGAUUGCCAAAGCUUUUUUUCCUGGAUGGCUGCCCCCUUUUUAAUUAAAAAAAAAUCUUUUUACCAAGCAUGGAAAGCUGAAUGCACACAAGUUAAAUGCAUACAAGUUACUUAUAAUGAUAAUUCUGAAUGGGAAAAGAUUAACAUCUUACCUGUAUUUCUGUCAUUUAAUAUGGUAAAAAGUUUUGACAAAAAACAUAGGGGGUCUGUGAAAAGUUGUUGCAUUUGGAAUAAUAAAGCUUGCAGAAUGCUAAAAAAGCACAUUUCGUAGUAAAAACAAAAAACUAAGGAAGCGGGGUUGACAUUUCCAAAAUUAAAAAUGCUAGCACAUUCUAAUGAUAGCUGUGAUGUGUCAUUAAUGAGAGGAAAAUGCUGGUGUUUAAGAGAAUAGCACUUGGCAGAAAAAGGAGAACACAAGAAGAGCAUGCUGGAUCAAGCCUGUCACCCAUAUGGUCCAAGCAUUCUGUACUCAAAGUGGCCAACCAGAUGUCUAUGGGAAGCCCACUUAUAGUCCUGUACCCCGAGUCUUUUCAUGUUUAAAGCAGAUAACAUUUGCUGACACACACACACACACACACACACACACAAGCUGAGAGGUUUUGACUGUUUUCAAUCAAAAGACUGCAUUCCUUCAUGGGUAACCUUCCAUUGGAGUGCAGAGCCAAAGCCACACAGAUCCACACAAAUGAACGCAUUUACACACUUCACCUCCAGUUCACACAAAUUCAGGAUAAUUCUGCCUUGAUAGCCACUGAGAAAGGGAGUUCUCUCCGUGCACAGUGUGAAAACACAGCAAGCUGCUAAUGGAGGAAGAGAGUUUUCUAACUCUGUCGUGAGCUGAACUCUAACCAUGCCACUCUUCUCUCACUGCACAAUUAUUUCCUGCUGAGCAGUGCAGGCAUAUGAGGUUACAGACUUUCCAAGAUCCCCCACAGCUAAACAUCAGAAAUUGCUGAGCAGCAGAGGAUGCAGAGCUGCAUAGGGGUUGGAGCUGAGAAGAGGGACAGGAUCUAAGAUGGGAUGGCAACAAGACGGAAAGACAGGUUUCCAGGGUAUCCCUGAGUGUAUUUAUCCCUUUUUAUAUGCUCUUAUAUAUACAUUAUUUUCACAUCUCAUGUAGAAGCGAAUAGCUGUCAUUUACUCCUUACUCCCAUUUAGACACAUAAAGAACAUUUGGGGGGUGUAAGAGCAAAACUUGUUUGAUACUCCUGCUACUGAGUAUCCUGUCCUGCCUACUCACAAUGGGGUUGUUGUUGUUUAGUCAUUUAGUCGUGUCCGACUCUUCGUGACCCCAUGGACCAGAGCACACCAGGCACUCCUGUCUUCCACUGCCUCCCACAGUUUGGUUAAACUCAUUCUGGUAGCUUCGAGAACACUAUCCAACCAUCUCGUCCUCUGUCAUUCCCUUCUCCUUGUGCCCUCCAUCUUUCCCAACAUCAGGGUCUUUUCCAGGGAGUCUUCUCUUCUCAUGAGGUGGCCAAAGUAUUGGAGCCUCAGCUUCACGAUCUGUCCUUCCAGUGAGCACUCAGGGCUGAUUUCCUUAAGAAUGGAUAGGUUUGAUCUUCUUGCAGUCCAUGGGACUCUCAAGAGUCUCCUCCAACACCAUAAUUCAAAAGCAUCAAUUCUUUGGCGAUCAGCCUUUAUGGUCCAGCUCUCACUUCCAUACAUCACUACUGGGAAAACCAUAGGUUUAACUAUACAGACCUUAAUAUGAUUAUUACGAACUAUACGGUCUUUAAUAUCAUUAUUAAAAAUUGGUAAAUAACUGUUUCUAUUUUGAUCAUAUAUAUUGACAUUCGUAUAACUUUCUUUUAGGAAUGUCUGGAACAGAACUGACAAGAAAUGGAAUCAGCAGCAGCAAUGCUAACUCCAGUAUGUGGUUUGGACAGGUCAGUUUACCAUCACCUUCAGAUUUGUGUGAGAUUUUCUGGUGGGGCUUCAAUGGAAAAUCUACUAUGGAUAACGGCCCAGUUGAGACAUAAUGGGAAACCAUAGCUUCAAAGUAUGUGAGUGAAUCUGCACAAACCUUGGUUUCUUAUGCUUCCUACCCUGGGCAUGGAGAAGGGGUUAGAUGCUUCUUUUAAAUAAACCACAGUUCCCUGUUACGUCCAAACUUGGGGAACUGUAGUUGGUUUAAGCUCUACAUAGGCAGAAGAAACAUGGAUCAGAUCCAAAAUAUGGUACAAAGCCAUCUUUAUGAAAAGAUCCCAAUGUGUUUUGAAUAUAAAAAGUACUCCUUUUUAGAGCAGAAAGCAGAUUUGUUUUUGUAUAAAAACCAUUUCCCUAGAGAGUAGCUGGAAAUCCAAAAUCUGUUGAGAUACUCUUAAUAUUUCUUUGCACUCUUUUUGCUGGUAUUUAUCUCACACUACAACGCAAGAGUUAUUACUAUUUAAUUCAGUUGGUGUUUGGUGACAAGUACUGGGAAAAUAUAUACCAGCUGAGAUUUCUUUCUGAUUUGGCUGAAUUAUACUUAAGAGCGCUCAGAGGGGAACUUGGGGGAACUCAUGCAAUGGAGUAGUUACCAUUUUAAACAAUUCAUGGUAUUAUCAUAAUGAAGGAGCUACCCUGUCAGGUACAAUAUUUACUUUUGGAUAUAGCUUUCAGAGUAUAACUAGAUUAAAAGUUCUUGUGGGGGAAUGGGACUGAUUGAACUAAAUCAGUUGCAAGAAAGGGGAAGAAAUUAGUUAUGAAUAUGCUAGAUCUUUCCAUGAUUGUGUGUGUGGUUUGCUUAAGUGUCAGUAUACAGCAGAUGAGUACCAGGCCGUCCAGGCUGCCCUGCGACAGAGAUUGGGCCCAGAAUACAUCAGUAGCCGGCAAGCUGGAGGAGGACAGAAGGUACAAAAGUGUGUACACAGUUUUUAUUUACUUGAUAUUGAAAAUUACUCAUUGCCUGUUGGUAGUGCAUAUUUCCCUGAAUCCUUUUGGGCAGCAGUUUCCUAUGCCCUUGCUUUCUCAGGAGGAGCACCAUAGUGUAGGGCAGGGGUGGCCAGCUCCCAAGAGACUGUGAUCUACUCACAGAAUUAAAUACUGGCAAUGGGGGGCGGGGCCGGAUUCUGUUUUACCAAUGCUAAGGAAAGAGACCCAGUGUGUUCGACUGCAAUGUACCAAAGCCUUUCAGGAAUCUACGAAUCUACCAGUAAAUCGCGAUCAACCUGUUGGGCAUGCCUGGUGUAGGGUUAUCCGCAAGUGGUGCUUGCUGAAAGCUGCAAUCUUCCAAGUCAGAGGCAAAUCUGGUGUCCACAGAGGGAUCAGCAUUUGUUAAUGAUAGUACUUUCUGGCUCUCCAGUUUGGAGAGGUGGACAGUCCUGGCCCACUACCUUUCCUCAAAGCGACUCUCCCAUUGCUGGCCAGGGAUUUAGAGAAAUAAGUGCAGUAUGGGGCAGACCUGGGGUGUAGGAUUCUUUUCACAUGUAAUAGCCUUCAUAAUUUCAAAACAAAUGUGCUGAAAAUCUGGUGUGCUAUGCUACUGAAUCAUAAACCCUAGAAUUUUGAACAUGAUGCUCAAUGCUUCCUUGCCCAUCUCCCUUGCAAGUGCUCCAUACCACUGCCUUGUGCAAGCAUUCUCCAGCUGAAAAUUUAAUAAAUUAUCAUCAAUUUAAAACUCAGAACAAUUAAUUUUGGUUAGCUGUUUGGUACUGUAAUGUGGAACACACUUGUAAAUACUAGGUGCUGGUAUAUUGUGUGUUCCAAUUUUCUUUUGAUAUGAUGAUUCUUGGUCUGACACAGUGCCUGGAAGCCAUGUUGCAAGUAGAUGUAGCUUCUGCAAUAAUUUAAUGAGAUUAAGACUGACCAAGAAGGAUUUUUGUCACUUUUGUCCUUUCUUUCUACUUUCUACUUUCAGGUUUGCUACAUUGAAGGACACAGAGUCAUCAGUCUGGCCAAUGAGAUGUUUGGCUACAAUGGCUGGGCUCAUUCUGUCACUCAGCAGAAUGUCGGUGAGAACCAAUUUUAAGCUUCUUCCAGCUGCUUCAUGCUGCAGGUUCUAUAAGUUAUCAAAAUGUUCUUGUGCAAAAGACUAUCCUAGUAGAGUGAAACAAUAAGCAGUCGGGUACAAAUUACGGCAUUGUUCCACUUAAGGAAGUUUUUGAUCCAGCAGCAGCUUUCAUGAAUAGAAAGUGGAGAAAGCAUUUUUUCUGAUUCCUCCUUCAGCUCCUGCUUUCCUCAAAAACCUGCUCUAGAGGAGAGGGGUCCCCCCCCCCAAGAGUUAUGUAGGAAGUGGCAUGGAAAGCAUAAAUGAGAACAGGUGAGAACCUUGUGCCCUGCCCCAUUCAUUCAUGGAAUCCUCAGCUAGUAUUCAGAGUUUUCAAUGAACAGAGCACCUCUGCUAGAUGCAACACAAUAUGCUCACGAGUUUCUAGAUCUUGAGAAAGGGUGCUUCUCACAUGCCACCUGGAAGCAGAAUUUUCCAUGGCAGUUGGGGGAGGGCACAGCAUGAGUUGGCAUGGCGUAACCUUGACAACAUAUUAAAGUGGUUUCCUCCUAAAUUUCAGAAUUCAGUGUAUUGUCAGUUGCACAGUGAAUACAUAUAGAAAAAAGAAUCCUUGCCCUAGCAGUAAACAGUUUUCAUUAAAUAAAUAAAUAAAAUUAGCUGAAAACUGCAAUCCUGUACAGGCGGGGGAAACAUCUCCCAAAAUUAUGGCUGCAGCUGUCUCAUCCUCAAAAGAUCUGUUGUGUUGAGGGAGGACUUUUGUGGCCUAGCAACAGGAGGUUGAAUGGAAAAGGCAGAGGGGAGACACUUAAGUCUUUCAGCUUAGUAACAACAAUUGGAAGAACAGAACCCUCAUCUCAAAAACUUCACCUAGGUCACCUUAAGGAUCUGAAAUGAUAUUAGGUAACAAAAACUACAGAGCUGUCAGAAAGGCAAAAGGGAGAGAAAGCCCAAUACUAUAAGCUAUAAGUUAUACUUCAUUAUAACCUUGUUUUCUGUAUGGAUAGAUUUUCCUGUAAAAAGUGUUUCGGAAAAAGAUCCAGUCUGCACACUCAUAUUUUGAAACCUGUUGUGAUCCCUGACAUUACUCUUACCUGCUUUGCUAAUGAAUAUUUCACUUUUUUAUUCCAUCGCAUACAAAACCUUAAUCCCCUCCUAGAAAUUGGUAGCAUUCUCUGCAUUAAAAAAAUAAAAUAUCCUGGAGAAUACUCUGAACCUACAUAUGUUUAAUUAUCAAUCCUCAGCACAUAUUCAGUUCGUCAAGAGGAUAGAGUCAUAGAGAUUUACAAAAUAAAGACCACUUCCUUGGGAAGCUGAUUCUGUCAUCUUGAAUGUGAUUCAGAUUAUCAGAAGCUGAAAUUCCUCAUAGAAUAUUACUACUAAUGAAAUUGUUUGAUUUUAAAAUAUUUUUAAAAGCUGAUGGGAAACAUUAUGACUUGAUUAAGGCAGCCUAAAACUGCAUUACUAUUUUCUGCAGCUGCGUCACACUGCUGACUCAAAGUGACUCUCUGUCCAUUUGGGGUUUUUUUUGUUUUGUUUCCCCCACCUCCCCCAAAUGCAGGACUUAGCAUUUGCCUCUGUUGAAUUUCAUAUUGUAACAAUGGGGAGCUGGGCCAAAGCUACCAAGUUCAUUCUGAAUUUUACUCCUGUUUGCUAAGGCAUUAGUGAUCUAUCUCAGCUUUGUGUCUUCUGCAAAUAGGUUAGCAUUCCCUCCACACCUUCAUUUAAAUCAUUGAUCAGAUGUUGAAGAGUCCCAGAGCCCUACAUCACCUCACUCAAAUCAUUCAUCCAGUUUGAUGAGAAGCCAUUGAUGAACACCCUUCUGAGUAUGGCUUCUAACCAGCUCUGAAUCCAGCGUUAUUUAUCAGUACACAUUCAACGAGUCUGCUAAUAAAAGAUCAUGAUGAGCUUUGUCAAAGCUCUGCUGAAAUAAAAAUAAAUGGGGUCCACAGCAUUCCAUUCCAUUCCAUUGACCAUUCACUAAGGUCAAUAAUGCAGUAAUGUCUUAAGGGUAAUUUUCGGGUCCAUGUACUCUUUUAUCUGAACAUUAUCCUCAGAAGCCUCUAGUUCAGAAACCAACAUUCUGCUUGGGAAAUAUCUCUGUAUCCUUUCUAGUUAAUUUCUUUGACAAACAUUUGCAUCCAUGCCAAUAGUGUUGUGACCAUAUUCUAAAUUCCCUAUAUUUUCUCCUACAUCUCUUUACAACUGCCUAGCUACCAGUGCACAGUAAUGAUAGGCAGACGAAUCAUCCGGCUCCCUGUGUUAGAGUAAAUGUUUUUGUUUUUUGUUUCUGCUCUUCACAGAUUUUGUGGAUCUUAAUAAUGGCAAGUUCUAUGUGGGGGUCUGUGCCUUUGUGAAAGUCCAACUUAAGGUAAAUGGGGUGGGGAGAUAUGUUGGUGGUGCUGGUUUUUCAGAGCCCUGAAAGUAAAGUGAACAGUAUGCAAAAGGUACAUAACAAUAUGACUGUUGGUGUUACUUCCUGUCGAACAAAAAUGCAUAUUUAUUAGACCCGUUACUGGUCAAAAUACACACCUGUUUAAGAUGAAAUAAAAUACUGUAGGAAAAAAUCCUGACUUACGCAUUUGCUUUUAAACAGUGACAAGUCUUAAACUGCAAUGCAUGUAUCCAAAUGCUGUUGGUUUCCAUUUUUUAGGCUGUAUCUGGCGGAAGAUUGGAAUACUUUGACCUAGCAUAAUAUUUCAGGUUUGAUUGUCACUCGAGUCCCUGUAGACUCCAGAAAAACUGAAUGUACUGCAGUGCCUGCUUAUGCCACAAACCAAGGUUCAUUAGGAUGACUAUAGUCAAACCCAAGUGGCCAUUUUGUUUUUCUUGCGUAUUCUUAAAUUGCAGGAUGGCUCAUACCAUGAAGAUGUUGGCUAUGGAGUAAGUGAAGGCUUGAAGUCUAAGGCCUUGUCCCUAGAAAAAGCAAGGAAGGAAGCUGUUACAGAUGGACUGAAGAGGGCACUGAAGUAAGUGGCAAUCAACAGAAGACAUUUUGCUAGUCUGAAAGCAAUGAAAAAGGGGAACUGUGUUCUAAAAGACGACUAACUCUCGUCCUUUCUCAGGUGCUUUGGUAAUGCUCUUGGGAAUUGCAUCCUGGACAAAGACUACUUGCGAUCAGUGAAUAAGCUUCCUCGCCAGGUGUGUUACUUGGGACUUCCAAAAACUAUAAUUCUGCAGUAAAAAUGCCAAAUUCUGCUUUGAGUAUAGAUGAUACAGACAAGGCAGGCUCCAUUCUUUAUUCUGCCAUGCAACAGUACAUUCUUUUUGAACAGGUAAUUUCAUUGCCUGGAUAUUCCAGUUGAAAAUUCUUCUGAUUAUUUUCUGACGCACCAUAUCUCUGCUGUGUGUGUCUUUGCUUACACUUUUUCUGCUUCAAAACACUCAAUAAUUUUUCAUGUGUGUGUUUUCACUUUCCAGUCAGAGCUGUUCAGGAGCAAGCAGAAAAUUAUAGUACCUUCCAAUGAACACUGAAAAUCAGAGCUUACUAUGUUGUUCUUUUUUUACUAACUGGGCUCUUCUACAACCACCCCACCCCAGUGAAUCAUCAUUUAAGCUGCUGCAUUCUGGUCAACCCACCCUUCACACAUCUACAGUAUUCCUUGCUGACUGCAGCCCAUAGUCUGUGUCACCUAAAUUGGCAUUCCAUCAAAGAAGGCAGAGUAUGCUCUUGGCUGUGCUGGAUUGAAAGCUGCAGAUAGGCUGAAAUUGUCGUGUUUACUGAUUUCUACAGCACUCCCAGGCUGUUAAUCUGCAGUUUUCUUCAUUUGUUCUUUCUACGUCUGUUUUAAAAUAACACCUAGGUUGCUUUAAGAGGGGAGGGAAAUCAACAUCACAGAGAAUUGCAAGGAAACAAAGCUGAUCCACAAAGUAUAUGUUGACAGAGUUGGUGUUGGUUACUAAACAUGACAAAUCUCCACUAAAUUAGAGAAAUAACCACAUUGGUUGAGUUCACAGCACCAAGUCGAAACUUGGUUGUGAACAGGCAAAGUGUUCCAGGAAAGCAAUUUGUCUCCUGGGCAACAUGACAGAUGAGUCUGUGAAAUGUUUCCAUUACAUUCUGAAGUUUUGUAGCUACUGAAAGGCUGUUUGUUUUAUUCCUAUUACUAGAUGCCCCCAGAUUUUGAUUUGAGCAAUGCUAAAAGACAGGAUUUUGAGCCUGCUAUAGAAAAGGCAAGAUACAAUAGCUGCUUGAAGAAGACAAGAGAAGACCACCAGCAGUUUUCUACAGCAACUCCUGUCAAAACUGAGCAGUUAGAGUCUUCUUUGAGUACUUCUGAACAAGAUCAGCAAAGCAGGUUGGAGAUCUAAUACACUAGAUACGUAAGCUUAUACAGUAAGCCCACAACUUAUGCACAUUUAACUUGUGCCUAUUCAGCUUUACUCGCUUGGCAAAAAUAAAUAAAAGCAAUGAAAAAAAGAGUGGCUGGCUGGUUGGGGCAAAAAAGACUUUGGUAAUCCCACCCACCAUUUAACCCAGUAUGUUUUGACUCCUUGGAACAUAACCUCUGCUUAAACUGUGAACAUACUGUAGUCUUAAUUGCUAAUGCUUUGUAUAUUCUAGAGCAAAAAAUGGAGAAUUUUGCUUACCUUCAUGAAUUCUAGUUUUUUGCCAGACAGUAGUCCAUAAUACUGAGAUUCUUUCCUCCCUGUCCACCGGGAGGCAGGCUCUUUUCCCUAGAAGAACACAUUUGGCUAGGAAAUGUGGCUAGGGCUAGGAAAUGCUUCCCACUUUCUUCCUCAAACCAGACCCUGACAACACAGUGAGAAUAAGAGAAGCACAUUGGCACCUAACCCAUGGCCUAAUUUCCAUGCCAGAAUCCAGACCUGAAGAAACCUGGCAAGUAAGGAAAAUAAUCUUCAAUGGAGGUGUGCAAUUUUUUUCUGUUCUUCCAACUUGUCACCAUCUAGUGGUCUCUAACCCAGGAGCUUAACAAAGCAGUGCUCCAAAUGCCCAGGGAGGGAGAGAGAUCAGAAUUCUGGCUAGCAGCGUACAUUGAAGCAACCUUUGACUAAAGGCUGCAUCUACAGAUGCAAAAAAACUUAAAUUCUGUGCAGGGAUGAACAGGUGACUUCUCUGUGCAGCACACUGGAGACUUAAAUAGCCCAUGAAGUAGCAUAUUCUUUGAAGAAAUGCAUCAGGGUACCAGGUCUGUGCAACUAUCUUGUGCUCGGGAGCCAAGGCAGCUUCUGUAUCCUUGCUCAGGAAUAAAGACCUUGGGCUUGUACUGAGUUGAAGAUUCCUUCCAGAUGUUGCAAUCUGCAGUCUAAAUGAAGGUGGUCCUUGACACAUCAAGGACCUUGGAAGGGAGACAGCCACCAGUUCUUUCUACUUUGACCUGCAAUGAAACUCUUUAGUAGGAUUUUGCCAUGGUGGGCUAGGAGGACUCCCCAAUGAAUGAGGCCUGCUAUGAGUACAAGAACUUUGCUUAGUACAUGCCGGUAUGUGUUCCUGAGAGCAAUGGAAGUAAUAAACUUUCCUUCAGAUACACAACUGCAGGAUUGGCUCAGGGUUCCUUUGAGUACAACCUGCAGACCACAGGUUUAAUCUCAAUUCUUCCCUGAACAAUUUUUUAAAAGUCAGGGCAGACUAUAAACUAGUGUUCAUUCACUGAGAUGGCAGGAGAAAGACUGGUUUGUGAGAAGUACCUCCUAGUAUAACCUUAGGCCAAGUCUUGUAGGAUAAAGUCUUCCUUUAUGGAUUGCUUUAUGGACCACUGAAUGCUUGCAAGUAGACAGAAUAGGAAAUCUGAGGCAAGAGAAGGUCUGUAGUUGAAUAAAUUAUGCAAAUUACAUGUGAAUAUAGUUACACGGCCCUGGGCUAUUGCCAUAUAUGCUAAAGUGUCACCCCCCACCCUGCUUAUAUUGUCUACUCUGAGCAAGUAUGGUUAUGAAAUGGGGAAUUUAGUGGUAACAUUCCCUCUUCUUCCUGUAUUCUCUUGUAGUGAGGUCUCGCUGUGUGAUGCAACAUACUACCGGAAGUUGCGGCAGAAACAACUUCAGCAGCAGUUCAGACAGCAGAUGCAGAAGAAACAGCAAAUCCAGUCAACUACUCCAGCUUGUGAACCUAGAGGUCAAGGUAAAAUGCUAGUUAGAACCUGUAUCCGCUGCACUGCAAAGAAGCUCAGAAUGGGCAGAUGAAGUGCCUAAGAAACAGGGCUAAUUCUUUCCUGCCAUGUUAAUGUAAGAGUUGAAAGUGAGAUGUUAAACAAGUGUUUGUCCUUGAUAUGACUCUCUUUAAAGAGGUCAAAAUGAGGGCUUAACCCAAACUUUAAUCUGCUGUUGCUGCUUUUACUAGCAUCUGAGGAGAGGUGGGUUACAUUUUUCAAACUAUCUCAUUUGACUGGUUAUUUUAUCCAUUCAUUAAUUUUUAUGCAGUGCUGCAUUUUUAGAGAUUGAAUUUUCCUGGCAAAAUAAAUGGCAGCAGAAACUUUUCUGUCCCAUGUCGCUGAAUGUGUUAAAGAAGAUAUUUCCUUCCAAUGCUGGUGUCAACUUUUGUUUGUUAAGUAGUUACGUCUCACUUCAUUUAGCAUUGUGAAAAUGGCACCUAUUAUUGAAGGUUUCCUAAAAUGUAGAUAUAAUUAUUUAAUACAUCAGUUAACUCAAAUCAGCAAAAAAUUAUAUAAUCAGCAGGCAGGCCUAAUAUAUUUUUGAAAAAUAGUGCCUUGACCCAACCUAUAAAAGUAAGUAGCAAUAUUAAUAAAACCCAUUAAUAAGGUGAUUGUCAGAUUAGGGACUUGUUUUAAUGUUGGUGUCCGUAAGCCCAAUUCAUCUGUAAGUCCCAACUAAGAUGGCAGAAGAGUGCAGCAGUCAGAUUUGUGAUGGAGAGAGCAGCUGGUAUAUCAGUCUGGGUCCAGGCUAGGUUAGAGCAUAUUAAUAAUAACACCUAUCUGUUGUUAUUAAUUGCUGGAAUAACCAUCUUUCUUCAUACUGAGCCAAAUUCAGAUAUGUUGGCAUUCCUUGGACAAAAUGGAAAUUAAUAGCUUAUUCAUCCUGGGUCAUUUAGGCAAGUCCUUUUUUGUCCCAGUGACGUGGGACAGCUCUUGUGAGGAAUAUUAUUUGUUCCAUUAUCAAUAAAGCCCAAACCACCACUAUCCUGUCUCUUCCCCACCCCCUAUCAGCCUAGGAAGACAGCUUAUGCAUCAUUUCUAUGCAAAUAGUCUAAAUCCAGAGAAAGAUGUACUCUUCCACUAAUCUCAGUAACAUUAAGCUUCUCUUUUAUCUUGUCCAGAAGCAUGUGCUCUUCCUGCUAUUAAGCACAGCACUUCAGCACAGCUGGAACCAGCUGUGGAAGAGGAGUUCCUUGCAGGUGGGUGAGGGUUGUUGGUACUUUUAGGUAUUUUAUACCAUCUUUUCAGGGAAACAAGCUAUUAAUAUGGGUCACAAAUAAGAAUCUCAGGGUCGUGGGUUCGAGUCCCAAGUGGGGCAAAAGAUUCCUGCAGUCAGGGGUUGGACUAGAUGACCCUUGUGGUCCCUUCCAACUCUGUGAUUCUAUGAUUGUUCAAUUACAACAGCCAAGUCUUUAAAACCUGUUCAAAAGCAGAAAACAAAAUGCACCACCUCUGGGGAGGAGAUCCAUGGUGACUGGUCUGCCACUGGAAAAACCCCAUCUCUUGUGCCCACCAGACUUGAAGUCCUUACCAGCAGAUCUGCAGGAAGAGCCUCUGCAGUUUAUCUUACUAUCUGGUGCCAAGUCGUUUACAGCUUUAAACAUAAUAACCACUUUAGCUCCCCAAAUGCAGUAGGAACCAGGCCAGCUGAUAUAGUCAGUGUUAUAUGCUCUGAUCCGUUGGCUCCCAUGAGCAACUGGUAGCCACAUUCUAGAAGAACUACAGCUUCCAAAAACAGCCCCACACAGUGUGUGUUUUAGUAAGUCUUGCUGUAACUUAAUGCCUGUGGCUGGUUCACAUUCUUGUAGCAUUUCAGGCAACAGUUAGUGCAGGACACACGAAGAAAUGUGCGUCCUUUUUCUAGAUUCUCCUUCCUCCAUCUGAGAGGAGAAACGGAUGGAGGCCCUUUGUAAGGCAAAAUCACUGGGCACAGGAGAAACAAGCACACACACACACACACACACACACACACCCCGGUGUGUUCCUGUGUCAUUGCAAAACCCAAGCUUGGGAUUUCGUGGUUUGCUGACACAAUGUCUAGUUCCACCCCGUUACAGUUUUAAUCCAGUGGCAGUCAAGACGUGGAACAGAAUGGUCAGCAGCUGACCCUUCACUGUUAAUGUUCCAUUUCUUCCAGAUGACCCUGAGCUUUGGGACUUACCUUUGGAGGCAACGGACCUUAGUGUUACCAAUCACAGCACGGCAGCUGGGCCAGCCCAACACCCAGGCACACCUUGUGGGCAGUAUGACAUGAUGACACGCAGCAGAACGCCACAAAAAAUAAAUAACCAGAGGCCCUGUGCAAAACCUGCACCGCAGCAUCCCUCUACUAGCCCUCGACCUCACAUAUCAGGUAAGUUUAAGAGGUGGAGAAGCAAAUGUAGACAGCAGUAGAGACUGGGUAAUAUAGGGUGGUGGUUUGUAGACAAUGGGGCAAGCAUGUAUAUCUAUUUUAGCUUAGCACACUCAAAUUGCAAAUCAUCUAUGCUACCUCUGAAUCUUGCGGUGCCCAGCAACGAGCGGUGAAAGAUUUCUUGCUACUUUUUUGGUGCUUUCGGUCUCAAAGCCUCCUCCAAGGUUCCUGCAACUUGCGUUGAAGUAAAGGUGUUUUAAGAUGCGGUUCUAAGUUCAGGCUUUGCAAACUGUUCGGAGAAAUGGUCUCUUGAAGAGAGAGAACAAAAGUAGGUAAUAUCUCAGUUGUGUAAGAGACUUGUAAAGAAAGUUCUCCUACAUACAAUUGUUUCCUGUUUCAGCUGAGUGCAGCCCAUACAGGAGGAGCCAGGGGAUGAAGAAGAGAAGGCUGGAGCCUGCAUAGCAGAAGAUGAAUGACUUGACUGUGGUGCUUUAUCUGUUCAGGUUUCAGAAUGCAAUUUGCACUCGGAAGUUUCAGAAUGGAGAAUAUUCUUCAGACCUCACUAUAUCAGGCACUAAACAGGAAAAAGGUUGUUCUCAUGAUUUUUCAGAAUUUGAAAGUUUUAAACAUUGCUUUUCAUCAACUGUAUCUCCAGAAAAGAAUACCAGUAUUUUAUCCCGUUAACAGAUGUAAUUCCAUAUCCAAAAACAAAAAUUGCUUUAUUCUUAACUCCCUUUAUUGUAAUAGGAAGAAAUCCAUUUUAACAAGGGUGCAUCUUGUAAAGCAAGGCAAACUAUUUUUGUACUAUUUGCCCUGCCCUCAGGAAAAAAAUAGAACCAAAGCUAAAGGAAUGUAACAGCUUUUUAAAAAUGUACUCUUGAUACAAGUUUCGUGUAACAGUAAUAAUAAUUUACUUUUGUGGAAUGAAAAGUUUUUUAAGGCUAGGAUGCCAGUGUGUUAAUUAUGCAAUGUGAAUCCUGCUUAUUAAAGUGGUUAAAUUAAAGCUUUUCAUUCAGAAAAGCUGUGAGAUUUGAUGUCCCACUGUAUGAACACUGAAGCCAGCCACACAUACACUUUUAUCAUUUUUCCCUUGUUCUCUUUCAAAUAAAGAAAAAUGUUGGAGGCUAAUAGUUGGACACGAAGCUUACUAAAGAGGUUCGGAAUUGAUACACAAGCGACGGCCAUUUUGCAUGCAUCCAAUUGAUGUGUGACUGCUAACGCCUGGGUCCUUUUGGACCCGGAAUGGGGCGGCCUAUGAAUGUUCUGCUGGCGCUAGUGUGGGCCACAACUGGAAUCACUGUGCAAAAUGGUUGCUGCCUGGGUUGAAUCUUCCUCCUUAGAACCGGUCAAUAGUAGAGGAAAGAUGCUGUAUUUUGGCAUAUACAGUUUAUAAGUUAUAUAUGUGGCUGGAGGACUUCUCUGGAUAAUUAGGACUAUCAUUUUUUCUGCAGCGUGUUUUGGUAAAAGGAAAUUAUUUAAAUUUAAUGAGGCAAGGCCAACAAAACACUUAAUGUGUCAACAUCAACAAUCUUAGGUGGUUUACUGGCACGACCUCACAGUGUAAAUUGAUUACUACCAAAUUGCCCAUUUUAGAUUUCUAUUAUGGAAGUGUUAUCUGUGGAAAGAUCUUUUCAAAAAUUAGAAGUCUCAGAAACCAAAUAAUAAAUUUUCAAGUAUUAUUUAAAUAUUUGUUUGAAGGCACCUGCACUCCUUCAAACUCAAAUGAUUGUUAACAAUAAUGCUAGUGGGAGUAACAAGG